AUGAACAACGCGCAAGAUAUGUCGCCCGAUUUCGUGUUGAUGCGCCUGGUUUCCGCGGCCGAAGAUGACCGCCUGGACGCUGAAAACGGGAACCUGCCCGGAGGAGGAGUGGUGGUGGUGCCGGCGGGGCUGGGGAAGGAGCUGGGGAAGGAAGCCCUGGCGCUGGACAUCGGCCGGGACCCGGCGGCCGUAACCCUCGAGCGUCCCGCCGGACGCCUGAGCGACAAAGCCCGGCGUCCGGCGAGCGGCGAGCGCGCGCCCGCGCCGGACGCCCGGCCGGCCGAGGGGCCGAGGGCCGCGCGGACCGCCACCCCGCCGCCGCAGCGCGCCGUGGAGGCCCCGGGCUUCGACUUCGCCCCCGGCUCCGGCCUGCGGCCUCAGCUGCUCGUCUUCUCCAACAUCAUGCGCGGCGGGGACGGGAUCCUGGAGCUGGACCGGCUGAGUCAGCAGAAAGACGCGCCGGACCCGGGUCCCCGGUCCGGCCGCGCCGGCCCGGCCGUCAACAACAACAACAACGCAGGGGGGCUCCGGGACGCCGAAAGGCUGCAGCCGGGGGGGCAGAUUCAGCAGCAAAAGCAGCAGCAGGGGGGGCAGAGACAGCAGCUCCAGCUGCAGAACCGGCCCCCGGGUCCCAGCGGUUCCGUGCCCCCGGAGCUGCAGGGCCGGAUCCAGCCCCCCGGAUCCGACCCCCUGACCGUGCUGGACUCCAGGGAGGGCGCCGUGUUCGAGCUGGCCCGGAGGUUCGGCGAGCUGGGGGUGGACGCCGUGCCCAAGAUGCUGUUCAAGGCCGGCGCGCUCCCCAACUGCUCGUGCCAGGGCGCCCACGGGUCCGUCGGGGCCGGGGGGGAGCCCGGCGACGACCCCGCGGAGACCAGCGACGCCCUGCUGGUGCUGGAGGGCCUGGGCAGCGGGGACGUGGAGGGCCUGGGCGGCAUGGGCCAGGACGAGGCGGACGACGAGGACCGGCGCCACGAGUUCCUGCUCGACCGCAAACGGGAGAUAGUCAAGAAGAUGUCGGGGGCUUUCUCCAUCGGCGGCUUCCAGGUGGAGCUGAGGCGGCAGGUGGAGGAGGCGGACGCGGGAGGGGGCGGGGCGCACCUGGGCGCGCAGGUGUGCGGCUUCCACGGGGCCGUGCCCGGCCGCCCGCCCCCCUACGCCGGCUCCGGCCACUCGGAGGCCGCGGUCCACGCGCCGGCCAAGUUGACGACGCCCACCCAGAGCUCCCCCUGGGCCACCACCCCCAACCCCAGCCAGGCGUCGACCCCCCGGAGGCGCCCGGAGCGCUGCGCAAGCGCGCCCCGGACCCCCACGGGCCGGGCCGCGGGCGGGGAGAAGGCCUUCAAAGGUCCCGGGAAGUCCAAGAAGGGCUCGCUAAAGAUCCGACUGAGCAAACUGUUCCGGACUAAAAGCUGCAACGGCUCCAGUCACCUGCUGGAUAAGAGACCCUCGGUGUCGUACUCGGUGUCGUCUGCCGGGAGUCUGGUGGACAUGGCGGGUGCGUCGUGUCCCGAGCAGGAUCCUGACAGCCACAGCCAGGCCAGACUGACCAGGGCCCACAGUGCCUUUUCCCCUGCAUCCCUCUCUGCUUUCACUGGUGAGACUGUUUCUCUAGUGGACGUGGACAUCUCACGGCGAGGGACGAACACACCGCACCCCCCCACGCCCCCCGCUCCUCCACGCCGAAGUCUCAGUCUCUUAGAUGACAUAGCGGGUCCUCAGCCAGGGCCUUUUAUAGUGAGUGUUAUGGGUGCCUCUUUGCAGUCCCUUCCUUUGCCUCUCCCUCCUCCUCCUCUUCCCUCCCACGCCACCAUCCAGCAUAGUCUCAGCCUCAAUGACGCUUUCCUCCGAGCCCUUCCGCACUCGAACCCAUCGGCAGAUGACGCCCCGCCCCCGUCCAGACAGGCUCCGCCCCCAGUGCUGUGCGCCCUGCGGCGUGCGGCUGGUAUUGGGGUCCGAUGAACUGGGAAGAUGCGGAGAUGAAGCUGAAGGGGAAGCCAGACGGUUCCUUCCUGGUCAGAGACAGCUCGGACCCUCGAUACAUCCUGAGCCUCAGCUUCAGAUCCCAGGGUGUCACACAUCACACUCGCAUGGAGCACUACCGAGGGACAUUCAGCUUGUGGUGUCACCCCAAGUUUGAAGACCGCUGCCACUCUGUGGUGGAAUUCAUCGAGCGCGCCAUCAUGCACUCCAAGAACGGCAAAUUCCUCUACUUCCUCCGCUCCAGAGUCCCAGGGCUUCCACCCACUCCCGUUCAGCUGCUGUAUCCCGUGUCCCGCUUCAGCAAUGUGAAGUCUCUACAGCACCUCUGUCGCUUCUGCAUCCGACAGAUAGUCCGCAUCGACCACAUCCAAGAGCUUCCACUGCCCAGAUCUUUGAUCUCCUACCUGAGUAAAUUUUAUUACUACGACCCCGAGGAGGAGAUGUACCUUUCAAUCAAGAGCAUCCAGAAGGUGGUGGGAGCAGACCAGGAAGCCGAGUCGCAGACGUAGCAGCGAAGAUCUCCUAAGCUCAAGUUGCUUGCAAGAGGACAGGUCUGUACUGGUCAGCUUGUGGUCCGGCACCGGCCAGUCAGUGUCGUUUGGAGGAGCCAUCCAGUUGGACUGGGAUGGACUCUUACUCUGUGCUGAUUUGGAUUAAUUAAAGGAAGGCUGACUAUUCACAGUUGGAAAAACGGGGGGAAAAAUAUCAACGCGGGGGACAUGGAUUCAGUAACGUCCGAAGAUAGACUGCAGAGACGCUAUCAUCCGGGAACAUAUUUGCAGAGACUGGGAGCGUCGGAAUCGUCGAUUCGACCUCGUUCCCGAAACCUGCUGUACUUUUAAAAAACACAAUGCACUGAUCGGUUUGUACAAUUGUUCGUUUCUUAACAUUGCAUUGUCCUCCCCUUCGGUUCUAUCAAAAUGAAAGGGGCGAUUGAAAGAUGUCCACAGGAGCGAGGUGGCUCAGAAGAGGACCCUCCAGAGAAAAAACUGAAGCCCAAACUUGAACCUCUGAAUUGGCUGAGUCUGGUUUUUAUUUUUCUGUGAAUAAAACAAUGGCGAUUCUCUCUUUUGCUGACAUUUGUGUAACAUGGUGUGAUGCAGUUUGAUGAAAGAAACUCCUAAGUCCAAUUUUUAAGGCAUCAGACUCAUUAUGUAUCCAGUCUCUUGAGCAAGGCUGGUUACUUGCCGUCUAUUUUGUGUAUGUCAUUUGAUAAAUCAUAGAUUUAUAGAAAUCUUGGAGCAUUGAAGUAUAUCACCCAUAUUUUGUGCAGUUCUUCAUACACAUAAGGACGAGUUUGUAUUACUUUAACAAGGGAAGAAGACACCGGGAAGGCUGCAAAGAACAAUUAUUUUGUUACCAGGAUAUGAAACCUUUAUUUUAUUUAAUAACUGACUGAAUACAUCAUAUUUAAGAUAGUAAAGUCUUUGAAAAUGUCCUCAGAGAAAUCAGAAAUCAUCAUAAAUGACAAUUCAACCAUUAACAGCUCUUAAUCAAAGACAGUUUAGAGGAACUUUAAUUUACUGGGGUUAUUAUUCAUUUUUUGGCAUUCAUUUGGCAUAAAAGGAGCUAUUCACACUAGUUAUUAAAAUGUGAAAAUCCACAAACUCAUUUGGUCACUAUGUAAGUUCUAGGGCGUUUUAAAUUUGCAAAUUGAUGGAAACUUUCAAAAGUUCCUUUUCAGAGUUUCUCUCCACAAUAGAAAACUCUCUUAUCAGAGUUCACUCAGUAUAUUCAGUCUCAAAUAUAUUAUGGAAUUGGGUGGUUUAUGUUCAUAACUUUUUUUUUUUUCCUCCAAGAUGCCUCUAAAUACAUUUCAGCUGUAUCCUUUAAACUCCCGGAAAACACUAUCCACUCAUCAUUAUCUCGAUUACGUUAAGGCUCCAUUAAGAUCUACUGGUUAUUGUUGACAUAUCUCACUCUGAUCUGUUUCCUGCCCCUACUUGACAUUUACUUGUGAUCACGCCAAAGAAAGAACUCCACAGAAAUCCAAAUCACAAUAAAAACGGGGGAUUCUGAAAGUAUUUAAUAUGUUUAGGUUGGUUUCUCUUUUUGCCAGUGAGACAACAAUAUUGAAAAGCUUGUCUGAAAUUGCUAUUAGGUUUUUUUUAAAGGUUCAUUCUACUACCGAUGCCUCAUUUCUGUCACACCUCGCCCUGCCUUUCUGUGUAUAUCUUUCACAGCUGCUCCCGAGCUUUCUGCUUUCUUUUCUUGGAAUGGACAGGUGUGUUUUGUCCUUCUGAUUGCCCUGAUGCUGGCUUGGCCUCUGACUCACUGUUUUCAGUUUCGAAAAGAAGAAAAAAGGCAAAAUAAACUUUGGUGGUGAAUGGU
Molecule: messenger RNA, 4311 nt
Organism: Menidia menidia (Atlantic silverside)
Lineage: Eukaryota; Metazoa; Chordata; Actinopteri; Atheriniformes; Atherinopsidae
Source: the annotation of a GenBank genome assembly